AUGGCUAGCGUAACACAAGAAUCGCUCGCCGCCGGCAUCAAGUCGCUCCUCGCGUCUCUGCCGUCAGACCUCAGCGCACUGCCACCUAUCGCGCCUGAACCCAAGGUGCCUACCACCGAGGCCGAAGUGUCCGCCUUGAUCGACCACACGCUCCUCGCACCCAAUGCCACUCUCGACCAGAUCGAAGCCGUCUGCGCGGAAGCCAAGCAAUACAAUACCGCCACUGUCUGUGUCAACUCCUCCAUGAUCCCUUUCGUCUUGCAGCACCUCUCUGGCACGCCCGUCAAACCGAUUUCCGUGAUCGGCUUCCCCUUCGGAUGCUCCAACACCCCCUCGAAAGUGCUCGAAGCGCGCAUCGCCUGCCAACAAGGCGCCCACGAGAUCGACAUGGUCAACAACAUCGGCCUGCUUCGUUCCGAACGCUACCUGGACGUCUACAACGACAUCCUCGCCAUCGCCGACGAGUGCCACGCCAACGAUGCCAAGCUCAAAGUCAUCCUCGAGACCGCCAUGUUGACCAAAGAGCAGAUCGCAAUCGCCAGCUACCUGGCCUGCCUGGCAGGUGGCGAUUUCGUCAAGACGAGUACGGGCUACGGUGGAGCAGGUGCGAGUAAGGAGGACGUGAGGUUGAUGUACGAGGUGGCCAAGAGGGAGGAUCUGGGAUGGGACGGCAAGACGAAGGAGGUCAAGGCGAGUGGUGGGAUCAGGAGCUUGGAGACAGUUCACUUGAUGGUGAAAAAUGGCGCUACUAGGGUCGGUGCGAGUGGGACAAAGGCCAUCGUGGAGCAAAUCAGGAGUGGCGCUGCAGCACCGACGGCGACGGGUUCCAACUACUGA
Molecule: messenger RNA, 837 nt
Organism: Pseudozyma hubeiensis SY62
Lineage: Eukaryota; Fungi; Basidiomycota; Ustilaginomycetes; Ustilaginales; Ustilaginaceae
Product: deoxyribose-phosphate aldolase
Exons: 1
Coding region: 1-837 (278 amino acids)
Biological process (GO): deoxyribonucleotide catabolic process; carbohydrate catabolic process
Cellular component (GO): cytoplasm
Molecular function (GO): deoxyribose-phosphate aldolase activity
Source: RefSeq, a predicted model, not a curated record